UGAAGCCACCGAUCAGUAUCAUUCAUAUGCAGAACUUUGUUUUCCCAAGCUGAAUAAUGAGUGAACACAUCAGCGCGCUAGGAGAAGCCUGCAGUGUGGCUAGAUGAGAUUCAGAUUUGAGAGGGAAACAACUGUGCUUCCUACUCUUCAGUUUAUUAUUAGAGAGAAUUUUAUUUUAUUUUAUUUAGAAUGAUGAUGUUAGAGGCCCUUUUCUUGUAUUUUGGGUUCACCCUUAAUACCUUACUACAAUUCUCAACCGAAUAAAGCACAUUAUGCGCCCAGUGCCCACAGCAUCUGUUCGGUUUCCUGUAGGCCCAACAUGUAUUUGGGUCCUGCUAGCCCACGAGGGCGCUAGUUGUGCAGGUUUUGAGAAGCACCGACUUGGCCAAGAAGGCCCGAAGGAGGCCCGAGUAAGUCUUCUGAGAUCAGACCUUAAUAAAGCCAACCCAACCAAAGCGCCCGAAUUUGAGAGCCAGCCCAAUACCUCUGUCACCCCAUUUCGAAACCGAGAAUGCAUGGGCCGGUUCGUUCGGGGCACCCUCAGUCCUUAUAGACGAACCAUCUCUGGUCGCUCGCUCUCUCUCUCUCUCUCUCUCUCUCUCUCUCUCUCUCAGCUGGCGCCUCUUCCUCCUCCUCUUCCUCCUACUCUGCAGCUCUGCUUCCUCCCCCACGGGCUAGCUAGCAGGUUAGGGUUAGGAUUAGGGUUAGGGUUGGGUUUUUCUUUGGGGGUCACAAUCUAGCUAGGCAUGGAUAUAGAGGAGAUCGCCGAGGGAGUGAACAACACCAACAUCAACAUCAACAUCAACAUCACCAUCGAGCCGCACAAGAAGAAUCGGAUCCAGGUGUCCAACACCAAGAAGCCGCUCUUCUUCUACGUCAACCUCGCCAAGAGGUAUAUGCAGCAACACAACCAAGUGGAGCUUUCGGCUCUUGGAAUGGCUAUUGCAACUGUGGUGACCAUUGCGGAGAUUCUUAAGAACAAUGGUCUUGCUGUUGAGAAAAUCUGCGGACCCUUUAGUGUUGAUGAUUGUGAUUCUGCUCUAUAUAUUCGCUCUGUGGAAAAAACAUUUGUAGAGAUCAUGACAUCUAUGGUCAAUAUGAAUGAGGAGUCACGAGCACGGCCGAUACAAAAGGCCAAGAUUGAGAUCUUGCUGGAAAAGACGAAUAACUUUGACGAAUUGAUGGCUGCUGCAGUGGAUGAAAGAGAUGCGGCUGAUGGUUUAUGAGCAGAGCUAGAGCACCAUCACAAAUCUAGAGAAUGAAGUCUACGCUCUCUUCGUUCUCCUUUCCUCUUCUUUUUGUUUUCUUUUUGCAUGUCUUUGGCACGCAAAUUUUGUUUGUUCCAGAAAAUUGUACUAAAGAGCGGCAGUUAGUAGUAUUUUGCUCUUCGGUUUUGCAUGGUUUGAUUUAGCUUGAUCUUUCUAUUUUAGGUGCUAUGGUGUUUUUAAAUUUGAUCGACUCCUCUGUUGUUCUUGGAAUUCAAAUGGGAUACUUUGAUAGCGUCCUAAAAUCUCGGGCGGGACUGUUUAAUUA
This is a messenger RNA of Ananas comosus (pineapple), 1533 nucleotides long. RefSeq lists its product as uncharacterized. Lineage: Eukaryota; Viridiplantae; Streptophyta; Magnoliopsida; Poales; Bromeliaceae. Gene Ontology annotation, molecular function: RNA binding. The transcript has 5 exons. Gene Ontology annotation, cellular component: nucleus. The record is from RefSeq and is a predicted model, not a curated record. Bases 747 to 1226 code for a protein of 159 amino acids.